AUGUCAAGGAGCUUUGCCGAGCUUGUGGUGGGUUUUGUUUUUUUCAUGAAGAAUAUGAGGUUAAGCAUAGUUUGGAAACAAAUGUUUGUUCAUUCAUCGGUAACUUAAAAGAGUUCAAAACGAGGCACGGCGUUUUUGUUAGUGGAAGAAAAUACAAAACCAAAAAUUAAGGGGGCGUGGUCAAAACGUCCGCCGUUCCCAUGUGACGUCAUGGGGAAAACGCUUAAACUACAGGAAAUAUGAAAGGCGCAUAAAUGGGACAUAAGGAAAAUAUAUGUCUCCUUUAAAAAAAACGCGAUUUUUCUGUUUAAUUUUUUUUUUCAAACACAUGCAGUGUUGAAAGUGAUUCCGCGAAAUUCAAAAUAGCCACCAGAGAGUGAAAACAUAACUGAAUAUCAGAAAUUAAGAUAAAAUGUAUAAUUCCGCACGGCGUUCUUUUGACGACGCCCCUCCCACAAUUUCCGUAAUAUUUGACGUCUUUGGUGCAUACACAGAGCGACGCUAACUUGCAUACUCAUUAAAUUCGAAAAUAAUUUUUUUCCUCGAAAAAUAGCGUUUUUCUCAAAAUUACAGACUUGAAAAAAAUCGAUCCUUUAACAAUUCCUUUUCUAGUUGACAAAAAAACAUUUGGGUGAAAGUUUUUCUUAUUUUCUGAACACUUUUAUACCUUUCACCCUCAAAAUUAGUUAUAGUCCUUUUUUUCAGUGAAAAACGUGAAAUUUUGUGCCGAAAAGGACUUAUUGUGGUUAUGUGUCUUUCCGCACAUAUUAAAAAUAUUAAAAAAAGGUUUUCUUCACAGAUUUAGUUUAGUUCAUCCACCUAGUGGUACUUUUUUCUCCUCUGCAACAUCGCCAUACCAUUCUGAUGUUGCGAAAAUGAAGAGAUUGAUUGAUUCGAAUAAAAAAUUUAAUUUGACACUGAAAAUGCGUAUGAAAGGCUUUUUUUUUGCUUUAAAGGGGAAAUUUUGUCAAAACCCAGCAGUUAACAUUGAAAAUUGAAAAAAAAAGUUCCUUCGCAUUUUGCUGUCGCAAUAAAAAAUAAUUACCGUAAAUCAGAACAAAACAGAUAAAGAUACAACUGAAAUAAACAUGAAAAAUCACCUGAAGCACUUGAGCAACAAGAAAUUCAAAUGUUCGCGCGCAAGCUGUCUACCGUAACUCUAGGUGGAGCAACCUUUCAAAGCCGCUCCGCAUUUUCAAAAUUUUUACAUUUUCUUCCACUACGCAGAACGCCGUGUCCGCGAAAAAAAUUUUUAACGUGGCACGUGCGAGAGCGCCGAGGUGCAUGCACACGACACACUACACUUUACGGAAAAAAUAUAGGCGAGGCGUCGCCAAAAAAAGGAGGGUAUGUGCAAACUUAACACUGUAGCGCUGUAGUCUGAACGAAGAGUGCUUGUUUUCGAAUCCUUAAAAGCAAAGAUAAUAUGUUUUACCUUCUCUGAGAAACCGCCGGUUUGGCACACUGUAUGUUCGAAUUCUGCAUACACCGGUCGCGGUUUUUUGGGCGAUAUCUUCUUAGAACGAGUUUUUUCGUACAAAAAAUAACACGGCUGGCUUGAGCCAGCGGAAAAAGGGUCCUGACACGAUAAUAAAAGAGACAGCGCCUGGUUGGUGGAGAGCGCAUACAGACCACGCCCCCUUAGCGUCCCAAGUUAGCAGUGAAUCGGCUAAAAGUAUAAAUACCUCACUUCCGAAAAAUUCUUUUUUCUUUAGAGAAUUUGUUCAAUUUCAGCGUUCCGAAGAUGAGAGUCUGGUGGAAAUUCGAAUCUUUGAGCAACUUCAGAGCGACUUUGAUAAAUCUUUCGGACAUUUAUAUCAAAUGAUGCUCAAAUUCGCGAAUACGGGCAAGGUUGACGAAGAAGGAGAAAGUUCUGGAAUGUAGCUAGGAAAUUCUAGAAUGUAGAGGAUUUGGAGUCGUUCGUCAGGACCACCAACGACAUGGCCGCUGCCUUCAGCCACGUGAGCCUCCUCUUCUUAUUCCACUCGGAUUUCUUCAGAGCGUCUUCUUGGGCAACUGCUGCUCCCACCGCGUCUCCGUUCUCGAGAAGAAACUCGAGAAAAGCGACCUCGAGCGCGUCCGUUCCGACUUCAUCUCCAAGUGUUACGACGACGCGAUUCUGAAGAUCCACGUCCUGAUGAACCAGAUGGCCGAGGCGCACGACAGUGCCGGCGGGAUCGUUCUCAGGAGCCUCGUUUGUUGGAAAUCAAAGGAGACUGGACUCCUUCCUUUUUAGAAAGAGGCCGAGGAAAGCAAAAUGGCCAAGUUUGCCGAAAUGAACUAUCUGAGUACUGUCGUCCAGGAGCUGGAGCAGAGAAACAAAAAGUUGCUCAGAAUCGACGUCUUCUUAAAUUCAUUUAUUUUAAGACUAAACCAGGAGAUUAAAGACUACAAGCGUCGACUUUUGAUGGAAGAACUGAAAACAAAAUACUUGAGCACGGUUUUUUUUUUCAUUCGCUUUUUGAGACUUCUUCUUGUUUUAUUCAGGAAAUGGCCGGUCGAGUUCAACAAAUAGAACUGUUGCAAAACACCAAGCUGGACGUCGAAGAAAAAACUCGCGUUUGGAAGCAGCUCGACACGGAGAUGAACGUCCAGAAGCUGAAGACGGUCGUUAUUUCCAAUAGGUCUGAACUUUCUGAGUAUUCCGAAGCUAUGACUCUUUUGAAAUAUAAUUUUUUUUGAGGGUCGCCAACACCGAUAAAACUGAAGUUGUGAACGACACGGGUAGCCGAGCCGUGAAGAUGGGCGGCAUCAGAAGCGUCUUCAUUUCGAAAACAAAACAAAACCAAGGCCUUGGAAUUGAAAUUAUGGUUUCUCGGUUCAAUAAAGGAAGCUUUAAUGGCAGUAAUUCUCCUAGGGCGGAGUCGAUCGGUGUCUUCCCAUUAUUAUCAGCAACAAACUGAAAGGCUCAGUUGCCGACGCCAGUAAGGUAUGAAUAGGGGGCGCAAAGCCCCGCCCCUUCACGCCACCAAAAUGACGAUUUUUUUGUUGCAAAAACGGUUUUGAGGCGUUUAUACUAGCUAAAGUCCCACUUUAAAAAUCAACUGUUUCUGAAAACCUAUGUAAUCGACAACGCUCUACAAGACUGAAUAUUUUUUUAAAACUAUGUAUUUUUACCGUAUGAAUCUCGGAAAACCCUUGUUCUCGUAAAAUCAAGUACUAUAGUCUGUGUGCUAUGACUUGAAAUUUCAUCGAACGACAUUCCGCUGUUCCGCUGCGUGCGAAGCGUCUUUCGAAUCUAGGUCACGCUUUCAAUUGAUUGUUAUUGCUGUGGUAGCACAUAAAAGUAGAGUACUUUGAUGAAAGAAAAAAAAAAAUUAGAAGCGCGACCGAGGUUCGCAAAGGCGCGCAGCGGCACCGCGGAAUGUCGUCUGGGGAAAUUUCAAGUCGUGGCACACAGACUAUACACAGACUAUAUUUGCAGUUACGAAUCGGUGAUACCAUCGUUGCGGUGAACGAUCGAAGUCUAGAAAGUGCGACAUGUUCCGAGGCGACGAAAAUCUUGCAAGAGGAGGUUGAGUUCUUGAUAAGUUCUUUUUGAAACUUUUUUUCAGGCCAAAAAAGAAUUCAUUUGGUUCUUGGUCUCCUACGUGCACGUAGGAUCCGAGGAAGACCUUCAACUCUUUGAGGACGACCUGGUCCUGCGGGAAAGCGCAGCCAAAGAAGCUGUCGACGACUUGAAGACGGCUGAAAUUUGGAACGACACAGCACUAAACUCCCUUCCGAGCGCUUCUUCCGACACGAGCACCGAUUCCAGUUCUCGGUCCGGAAGCAGCUCUUUCGCUAGCAGUGACGAUGUUUCUAAAGACACCUCGAAAUCGAUUUGAACUUUCCCGUAAACAACUUUUUUAUUGGUUUAAAUAAAUUUCUUUACUGUUGGAUUUUUCUAUAACAUCAAGAAGGGUUGAUUCAGUUAUUGUGUUUUCGAAACGUGUCUAUUUGCAAAAUUUACUUAUCAAAUCGUUUUUUUGAUUUUUUUCGAGAGAUUUUAUCAUUGACAAGUAAUAAUAUUAAAAAAACUUAUCAGCAUCAGAAUUCUAAAAGAGGGGAGAAUGAACAACUUUUCAAGGAAAUUGAACAACUUUCCAAUUUUUCCCGCACAAUCCCGCGGGCUUCAAUAAAAUUUUCUUGUUCGGUGGCGCGAACUUGCUGAAAAGUGCUUUUUUCUUUUGGAUUCAGUUCCUAUUGAAAACUGUCAAAAUCUGUUUCUAGCCUUCAAUUGUAGUUUUUAUUGUUCAUCGGAGCUCUGAAUUAGGUCUUCCUACGUUUUCUGAGGUUGUCCUGGGCGCAUGAACAACCUCGGAGUCAAUUCAUUGUCUGCAGUAAGUUUUUAUUAUUUGCAUUAUAAGGCUUAUAAAUCGUUUUUUUUCCCUCUAUCCGAGCUUACUUGCAAUUUUUUUAUUUAGAAACCGCAGAUUGGACGAAGCGAGUAUGGUCGCGUGAAAGUUGCUCUACCGCCGGGCAAAGGCUUUCUCGAUUGGGUGCGACUGACGUCCAGCAAGGUGCGACCUUUCGUUCAAUUCGAUUUUCCCACCACUCUUGCUCUCUCACUUUUCCCAUUUAAUCAUGUCUGCUUUAACUAUGGCGCUUUCUUCCAUUGAGCGCCUUAAUUGAAAAGCUUUCUCCGCCCUACACAAUUUCCUAAAUCACCGAAAUAAAGCUAUACUCACUAACUUUUUUUCUCAAAGAGAAAAAUGAAGAGCCAAGAUUUUUUUCUUUACAUCUACUGUUUGAAAUGUGUUCAAUUUAUCGAUUUCUUCAGAACGUGAGUUUAAUUUUUUUGAAUACCUUUCGUUUUUUUUUUUGGAUUUUUUAGAUUUUUAAGAUUUAUAAAUUUUUGCAAAAUAAUUCAAGCGAAUUUCCAAUCAUUUCCUCAUUGGAUCUUUUUCAGGUACUAGCGAAAAAAAGAGGCUUCAGUCCGUAGAUGACGUUGAAUUGUCACGACACAACAAGCGAUCCGAUUGCUGGAUUCACAUUUUCGGCCAAGUUUUCUACAAUAACUAGAAUAUAGCGAACAUUAAAAGUUUUAGGUUUACGACGUGACACCUUAUUUGGAAUUCCACCCUGGCGGCGUCGAUGAACUCAUGAGAGCUGCUGGAAGAGGUCCAUAUCGGAAUUCUCGGUUAUAAGGAAUUAACUUUUUCAGACGGCACUCCGCUGUUCAACCAGUACCAUGCCUGGGUCAACUACGAGAGUAUGCUCAAGUCUUGUUUAGUCGGACGGUUCUCCGGAAAUCUUUCCAAUCGUCAGUUCUCGCCUUUGGAAAAAAAAAAUUCCAGAAUUUUAGAAUCCCCCUCCCAGAGCUUAUUCGUACAAGCCCCCUCCCAUUUCAGAAUGACUCCCCUCCCAAAAUGCUCUUCGCCUUUGACUUGAUCCUAGCUUCUUUCAGUGAAACCCUGUGACCCUCCGACAACCACUGAAGACUUUGUGCCGACUUCUUCCAAUUUUCUGAGCGUCGGAGCAAUCGCGCAGCCGCCGCUCAAUAGGUCCCGUUUCGGAGCAAAGUCAGUCCAUUUUUCGAAUCUGUAAAUUAUUCCCUUCCAAGAAUCGAGUCGUUUUCUAAUGGCGUGAAACUCGUAUCAGACGAGUGGAUGGAGAUACAACAACAGAAUGUCGUCGUUUCUUCUGGAGACUCCUUCCGUGUUUUGGUCCGUCCCUUCGACAAGCCACCGAUGGAGUUCAUUUGGAGUAACCUUGUUCUGGUUUGAUGCUUCUGAACUAUGCUUUCUAGAGAACGCCAAGAAGUUCUUGGGCGGUAGGUACUAUCGAGUCGCGGUUAUUUCGAAAGGCGUCGAAAUAACUUUCCUGUCGAGUGAGGUAUGCAGUUUACAAGAGAACUGUUUUUAGGUUGAACUUUUGACGAAACUUCGCAGGGAUGUACUUUAAGGCAUGAUGAGUCCAAAUCAAACAUGAAUUUUCUUGAAUUUCGCCUGGUAGUCGAGUUAUGACGGCUCAAAGUUUGCAAGUGAGAAGAUUGGAACGCAGCAAGAAGUAAUGUGUCACGCAAACGAGCCUUGUCAGAAAGUUGGUCGCUUAGCGUAGUGGCUAACGUGCUUGCACGCUAUGGUCAGGGUUCGAAUCCUUCCAACGAAAAUUAUUUUUGGAAGAAAUAUAGGAAAAAUGUUGAAUUUUAAUAAAAAAAACUCUUUCUUAAAACUGAAGAGGCCCCCAAUUUCAUUCGUUAAAACGUGAUUUUUCAAAAAUUUCUCCGUUUUGAUCAGAAAUUAUCUAUUCUCUGUUUGACGUGUACGUUGCAUCUUGACUCGGUCCCCCUUGAAAUGUCGUUCGAAAAAAGUUUGAACCUUCACUUUUGAGGAACCAGAGCAAAAUGAGGAUCUCGCCAAAGUUCUUGAUGACUUUUCUUGUGACGUUCAACGGAGACCAGGUCGGUUUCAUGUCCUUGGCUUUUGUGCAGGAGAAGUUCCAGGCGUUUCCUACCACACCUGCGAAAUCAUCUCCAAGCAGCGACUGACCCACGACGUUUUCCUCUACGAGCUCGACCUGCCGCCGGCGACAUUUUUCCGGAUCCCCUGCGGCCAUCAUGUUUCUGUGAAAGUCCGCAAAGGAGGUUUCGCCUUUUUAUUCCGUUAAAAAAAACAAGAGCUUUCGAAAAACGGUAGAAAAAAGGUCACAUUUUACACGGCGUUUCCCGUCAGAUAUGAUGUUUCUAGUGAAUGCACCCGAAAUUUUACAUACAGUACUGGCCAUAAAGGUAUUUCAAAGUGGUUAUUCGAGCAUAACUUCUCUGAAAGUGACUCAAAUGACUUGAAACUUCGCACAGAUUUUAAAUAGCUACGCAGUAACAUUUUCUCAGAAGAAGAACUUACUUGCUUGAGUCAAACAGGAUUUGAAAGCAAAAAACCAAAAAUCGUGAAAAUGAAGAUUUUUCUCUAGAGGUUCGAAAAAUCAUAUCUUCAAAGAAACUUCGAUUUUCAAUUAGAAACUUUUUUCCCCAGUAAAACAAAUCUUCGACUUUCCAAAAAACCUAAUCAGCCCCCUAUCAACCCGAUAGCAAGAGCGUAGUGACUUUUUCUUCGAAAGGCCUUUGCGUUUUGACGCCUCGUCAUUCAAAUGGACUAUACGAGGUCAAUUUUGUUCGAGAACACCCUGUAUCAUGUUGAAAAAAACUUCAAAACCUCCUCAAGAAUAGUUUCACACUGUUUUUCCUCAGCUUUCUCACUUUACCCGCUCUUCAGAACUCACUAACUUCUCUGGGACCGAUUUUUGAACCUCUGAUUCGAACAGUUUUUUUCUGGACUUUCGGGCAUUCAAAGGAGUUUUUUUAUCUGAUCAGUCGCUUUUUCAAUCGUGAAAUCGAAAAUAAAUAAUGAAUAAAUUGCAGGCUCCUACUUUCUAAAGACUGCUAAUUUUUUUGCUGAAGCAUUAGUUUCACAAGACCAAAAAAACUUAUUUUUCCAUAAGAUUUAAAGAAACAUUUUUACAGUGCCUAUUUUUUCUAUCUGAGAGCUAGGAAGAGGAGUUACAAAUUUAUCUAAUGAUCUAAAACAUUUAAAAAUAUGAAAAAGGGGUUUUUAUCAUCUUUCACAAGAUUUGGAGCCUUCUAAGCAACACUUGCUUAAACGGAGUUUUGAGAACUUGGAGGAACUCAUUAUAACUCACUAUAUCUUUUGAAUAAGUAAGCGAAACACAGUGAGUCUCCUUUUAUUUUCAUUCAUUAAGGUUCUGGAAAAGCUUUGGAAUCUGAAAUGAGAAAUCGAGAGUGUUCUGAUUUUGAAAAACGAGCAUAACCGCUUCAAAUCAGAGGUUCAAAAUCGGUCCCAGAGAAGUUAGUGAGUUCUGAAGAGCGGGUAAAGUGAGAAAGCUGAGGAAAACAGUGUGAAACUAUUCUUGAGGAGGUUUUGAAGUUUUUCAACAUGAUACAGGGUGUUCUCGAACAAAAUUGACCUCGUAUAGUCCAUUUGAAUGACGAGGCGUCAAAACGCAAAGGCCUUUCGGAGAAAAAGUCACUACGCUCUUGCUAUCGGGUUGAUAGGGGGCUGAUUAGGUUUUUUGGAAAGUCGAAGACUUGUUUUACUGGGGGAAAAAAAGUUUCUAAUUGAAAAAUCGAAGUUUCUUUGAAGAUAUGAUUUUUUUCGAAUCUCUAAAGAAAAAAAUCUUCAUUUUUCACGAUUUUCGGUUUUUUUGCUCUCAAAUCCUGUCUGACUUGAACAAAUGAGUUCUCCUUCUGAGAAAUAGUUACUGCGUAGCUAUUCAAAAUCUGUGCGAAGUUUCAAGUCAUUUGAGUCACUUUCAGAGAAGUUAUGCUCGAAUAACCACUUUGAAAUACCUUUAUGGCCAGUACUGUACUUCCGAAGUUUUUUAAUUGAUGAACAAAAAUGAAUUUUGAAAGCUAAGAAAGGGGAACAAUUGUUAGUUGCUCAUUUAUUCAAUGUAAAAACGAACAAUACUCGGAAAAAAUCGAAUUUUUUUAUUGAAAUAGAAAGCUGCCAAUAAUUUAGAGAAUUUUUCGCCCCUGCGUGGAAAACGCCGUUUAAAAAAAUCGCUUUAACAAUUUUUUUCUGGUUGAUGUUUUUUUUUUGAUUUCUUAUUAUUUUUUGUUUAUUCCAAUCAGAGGAGAAGUCAGUAAAAAAAGUUUAGGUAUAUAUAUAUUUUUUUAAAGAAAUCUUGCCAAUUGUUUUGAUACAUUCAAAACAAAAAAAUUAAUAAGAAAAAAAUUAGAACGAGGUCUCGAGGCGACGACCCUUUUUUUCAGUAUUUUUUUAAAAAUAGUAUAGAAUUUAAAGUAAAGCUUCCAAAAAGGCAGAAAACUAUCACACAGGCAAUGUCCAAACGACCUCAAAAGCUUCUUUUUGAGCUCCUAAAAAUGUGUCAAAAUUUUCUCGGCCUCGUUUUUUUAUUCCUCCUUAAUAGAUCUAGAAAAAAAGGCGCCUUUGUGGCCUCUUUUACAAAAGUCCUUUAGAGGCCCCUUGGACUUUGCCCGUGUACAAACAAGCCUUUUUAUUCAGGAGCGACCCUCUACCGUCCAUACACUCCAAUCAUGAACGAUCGGUGUUCGGCUGUGGGAAAUGACUCCGAAGAGUAAGACUUGUGGCUCUCUUCAUUUCUCGCUUUCAUAGAACACACGGACCUGGCUCUCCAUCCAGCAAGACGCAUCUUUUCUUGAAAAUCUACAACGAUGGGAUCUGUACACCGUCUUUGGAAGCUCUAGCUGUUGGUGAGGCUCCGACGGGCUUCUGGCCAUAUAAAGAACGUUCAGGCGAUAGAUUAGAACUGAGCGAUCCGAUCGGAACUCGCGAUUUCGUCGGAUGGAUGAGCGACGCCCAAGUCGCAGUUUUCUUGGCCGCCGGCUCAGGAAUCACGCCGAUGGUUGAUUUGGUCCAGCAACGACGCAAACGUCAAAGGUUCGGGAUUUCAAAAUCUCAAAAAAUCUCGCUCCAGAGUUAAUAUCAAGCCUCUAAAAAUGAGGGUCUGUGAAUAGAGUAAGUAGAACUUUAGGAAUUUUAUAGUGGUCCUUAUAGAGGUUGGGGGGAAACAGCCUUCAUAGGGGCUAAAAAGUGGUCCCUAUAGGAGUUUAGGAUCUGCCCCUUUAUCCCCUAAAGCUUAAGUGGUCCCCAUAGGGGUCUUCAAUUUGAUCCAAAUAAAGUAAUUUGUUUAUUUUUUUGCAUGAAAAUGCUUCUUCGCACAGAGUUCAUAAAAUUUUUAGUGGCCCUUACAGGGGUUGGUAAUGUGGUCGCUAAAUUGGCCCUAGAAGGACCCCUAAGAUUUUUCACGUAAAUUUCUUUUAUUCAAAUUUUUCUAGAGAAAUAAACGCGCAAACUUUCGUGGUGUUGUUCAACAAGACGGAGAAAGAUUUGUUCACGAGGUCGGAAGUUGAUUGGACCGUACCUUCUUGGUCUACGAACGUCGAGGAAGGAUUCUUUGUGAGUUCCGUGAAAGGUCCCACUGAAAAAAAGAGCUUUCUUGAGGUGCGAGACGUUCUGAGCGUGCCGUCGGAUAGAAACGACGAGCUCUACGAUGUUGGACGGGUCCAUGCAGAUCUGCUCAUACGGCUAGGAAUCGAGAAGUCUUCACAGGCAUCCAGAAAAGCCUUCAUAUGCGGACCUGACGGCUUCAUUGUGGCUGCCAAAGAGUUUGUUUUGAAUCUAUAUUUGAGAUUCCUUAGGAAUUUUAGAGUGGUCCCCAUAGGGGUGAGGGCGAAAACAGCCUCCACAUGGACUGAAAAAGUGGACCCUAUAGAGGUAAAAUUAAGGUGGUUCCUAUAGGGGUAUAGGAUCUGACCCCUUAUCCCCUAAAGCUUAAGUGGACCCUAUAGGGGCCUUUCAAUUUCAUUCAAAAAAGGCUUAUUUUUUCAGUUUUCCCCAUGGCAAUGCUUCUUCGCUCAGAGUUCAUAUAUCGACUAUCAUGUCCCCUAUAGGGGCCACUAACUGAAACCCCAAUGGGGACUACUUUUGCAAGCUUUAUGAUCUCCUAUAGAAUAAAGCGGUCUCAAAAAGGAACCCUCCAAGAACCUCUAAGGUGCCUCCUUAAGAGAUUCUCUGAACAUAUUUCUCUGAACAUAGGAACUCCAGAGGACCAAUCUGGAGUUCCUAUGUUCAGAGAAAUACUGGAGUAACGAAAAAAUCUGCAAGAUUGAAAGUGGAAGUUUCGAAAACCUUGAGAAAUAUAUAACGAUCCCAAAAAAAAAAAAGAUUUUCCGACGAUGAUGGUUCUUUUUUUACAUUUCUAUAUGAGGUCAUUACCAUUUUUUACCAUAUCCAUCGAAUUUCCAUAACAAAACGUUUGAAGAGCGCUAGAAGAAGUUGGGUUCGCUCCGGAUUCGAUACACGUGUUCAACGGAUAG
Messenger RNA from Caenorhabditis auriculariae, 10801 nucleotides. NCBI's taxonomy places the organism in Eukaryota, Metazoa, Nematoda, Chromadorea, Rhabditida, Rhabditidae. The record is from the annotation of a GenBank genome assembly.